Chenopodium quinoa (quinoa) is the source of this 3088-nucleotide messenger RNA. Its product is annotated as probable cadmium/zinc-transporting ATPase HMA1, chloroplastic. Gene Ontology annotation, cellular component: membrane. Gene Ontology annotation, biological process: monoatomic cation transport. The transcript has 13 exons. NCBI's taxonomy places the organism in Eukaryota, Viridiplantae, Streptophyta, Magnoliopsida, Caryophyllales, Amaranthaceae. Gene Ontology annotation, molecular function: ATPase-coupled monoatomic cation transmembrane transporter activity; ATP binding; ATP hydrolysis activity. The coding region runs from base 241 to 2721 and encodes 826 amino acids. The record is from RefSeq and is a predicted model, not a curated record.
AAUCAUUGAUCAAUACUUGGAAACAAAUCUGCGCAAGUUAGCAAGUAAAUAGAUGUGCACAUCAGCAGCACAUAGUGUGGUCUCCAUUGCAACAUCUUCUUCUUCACUGACUUUCUUCUCACCUUUCAGCAAUUCUUCCUCAACUUGAACAGAGGAGAGAAAGUAGGAGAGAGAAUAUUUCACAACUGCAAACAAUGCUUCUUCUUCGAUUUUUCUGAAACCUUCUCAAUCAUCAAAACAAUGGAAGCUCUAACUCUUCCCCUCUUUAAUGGCCUCCAAUCCUUAAAUUACAACCCUAAUUUCGCAAUUUUCCGCAAUAAUUCCCACCAUUUCUUCAUCUCCCCAAAUAUUCGUCACAAACCCUACUUUUCUCCCCUUAAUUCCCCCUCAUUUACCUCCAAUUUCCGCAAAUGUACAGUCAAAUCCAGCGCAACUCAUCAUCAUCAUCAUCAUCACCAUGAUGAUCAUAAUCACCAUAACCACCACCAUCAUCAUCAUCAUCACCAUCAUCAUCACGGAGGUGGUGAAGUGAAGUUGAGCAAGUCUCAGGAAAGGGUCUUACGAUUUGCGAAGGCGAUAGGGUGGGUGGACUUAGCCAAUUUCUUGAGGGAGAACAUGCAAUUGUGUUGCUGUGCAAUGGGGCUGUUUCUUGCUGCUGCUGUUUCUCCAUACUUGGUUCCGAAACCUGUUGUUAAACCCUUGCAAAAUGCCUUCAUUUUCCUCGGUUUUCCUCUUGUUGGGGUUUCAGCGUCACUAGAUGCUGUUAUUGAUAUCUCUGGUGGAAAAGUUAACAUUCAUGUCCUCAUGGCUCUUGCUGCCUUUACAUCGGUAUUUAUGGGAAACUCCUUGGAAGGCGGUCUGCUCAUUGCUAUGUUUAAUUUGGCUCAUAUAGCUGAAGAAUAUUUUACGAGUCGCUCAAUGGUUGAUGUCAAAGAGCUGAAGGAGACUUAUCCAGAUUCUGCACUUGUUCUGGAUGUGGACAAGAAUAAGACACCUAAUCUCUCUUCUUUAUCCUACAAGAAGGUUCCUGUGACUGAAAUAGCUGUUGGCUCUUUUGUAUUGGUUCAAGCUGGUGAGUUUGUACCUGUGGACUCUGUAGUAUCACAAGGAAGGUCAACUAUCACCAUUGAGCAUUUGACAGGGGAAGUGAAACCAAUAGAAAGAGGUGUUGAAGACCGUAUUCCUGGGGGUGCUAGGAACUUGGAUGGCAUGCUGGUAGUAAAGGCAUUAAAGACAUGGAAGGAAUCUAUGUUAAGCAAGAUAGUGCAGUUGACUGAAGAAGCUCAUCAGAAUAAACCAAAGCUUCAGCGAUGGCUUGAUGAGUUUGGUGAACAAUAUAGUAAAGUGGUUAUGGUUUUAUCAGUUGCCAUUGCUCUUAUGGGACCUAUUAUUUUCAAAUGGCCAUUUUUCAGCACAGCAGGUUGCAGGGGAUCUAUUUACCGAGCUCUGGGACUUAUGGUUGCAGCAUCUCCAUGUGCCUUGGCUGUGGCUUCUUUGGCUUAUGCUACUGCAAUCAGUGCUUGUGCUAGGAAGGGUAUACUGCUGAAAGGUGGCCAUGUGUUGGAUGCUCUAGCUUCUUGCCACACUAUUGCAUUCGAUAAAACUGGAACGCUGACCACCGGGGAGCUCAAAUGUAAGGCAAUUGAACAAAUUCACGGACAUUAUGUUGGCAAGGAAAAAUCUGUAACUGGUGCUUGCUGUAUUCCCACUUGUGAUAAAGAAGCUCUGGCUGUUGCAGCUGCCAUGGAAAAGGGAACAACUCAUCCAAUUGGAAGAGCUAUUGUUGAUCAUAGUGUGGGACUAGACCUACCUUCAGUCUCUGUUGAAAAUUUUGAAUCUGUACCUGGCAGAGGUCUUUUAGCCACAGUAUCUGGCAAUGAGUCGGGAAUAGGAAGAGGUGAACCAGUAAAAGCAACGUUAGGUUCUGUGGAUUAUAUUGCUUCACUUUGCAAAGAUGAAGAUGAAUCACAAAAGAUAAAGGAAGCUGUUAGCACAUCCGCGUAUGGAAAUGACUUUGUUCAUGCUGCACUUUCAGUGAAUGAUAAGGUAACAUUAUUCCAUUUUGAGGAUAAACCACGGCCUGGAGUUGUUGACGUCAUUGGAUGGUUGCGGGAUCAAGCAAAGUUCCGGGUGAUGAUGCUAACUGGUGAUCACAAAUCAAGUGCAAUGAGAGUCGCAAAUGCUGUGGGAAUCACCGAAGUUCACUGUGGCUUGAAGCCUGAAGAAAAACUCAACCAUGUAGUGCGUAUAUCAAGAGAGACAGGCGAAGGCCUUAUAAUGGUUGGGGAUGGUAUUAAUGAUGCCCCUGCGUUAGCUGGUGCUGCUGUCAGUAUAGUACUUGCUCAACGUGCUAGUGCCACGGCCAUAGCUGUCUCAGAUGUCCUCCUGCUCCAAGACAACAUAUCAGGAGUUCCUUUCUGUAUAGCUAAAGCUCGUCAAACAACUUCACUGGUCAAGCAAAAUGUAGGCCUAGCACUAUCAGCUAUUAUUUUGGCCUCUCUUCCAUCUGUCUUAGGAUUUCUUCCACUUUGGCUAACAGUUCUUCUGCACGAGGGUGGCACCCUUAUUGUUUGUGCCAACUCAAUACGCGCUUUGAAUGAUCCUACCCAGUCUUGGAAACAAGACCUACAUCUUUUGCUUGAUAGUUGCAAAGCUGCUUCAGAGCAAAUACAGCAAGAAGUCCCCACACCUGGCAUCAUUCAAACAGCACAUCCGCAAUGAGGUGCUUUUUUGUUUUUAUUUAUGUAGCCAUUUUGAAGCUCGUCAUAUAGUGUGAAUGUUGAUCAACCAUAGUAAUUUUGUAAAUCAAAUAUUGAUUGAAAAUAUAAACUAGAAUUAGACCACCCACAUCUCCUCUGGUCCUGCUGUUGCCUUCUGUAAAGUCUAAUAGACUCCAAGAGAGGUCGUCCUUUUCCAGCAACCUGCUAUUGUUUUAUUCUAACCCAGGAAGCCAUUAAAUGGCCAACUUGUUUCAUGUCAAUGACUAUUAUCUACUGCAUUGUAUGUAAUUCCAGCCUCAAAAUAGUUGGCUUUGGAAUGUAACUACACAAGAACAUUUAUACAACUCUUAUGUUCACUCUUUUACUCA